AUGUUCCAUGUAUUACUCUGUAGCACCUUCUUGAGAGGCAUCUUAAGCCAAGACCCAAUCGGAGAUCUCAAUUGUACAUAUGUAAGCGAAGGACAGCCAAAGUUUUCACAUAAAGCUACAAACUGUGCAAAUCGAUUCGAUGAGAACUACUGUAUCAGUCUUUUCGGAGAUCCUGUAGAAGUGGAUUCAGCGGAAGACAGAAGCGAGCUGUGCUAUAAGAAUGGGUUUUUGGAAACAAGCGAAGAUGUGAAGCACCUAGCCAGCGAAACUUGUCCAGCUACGUGUGGAUACUGCUGCAUCACUCGUGCUUUCAGCUGCUCCAAUGCAAAAUCUCCCCGUGUCUCUUGUGAUAUAGUUACUCCACUCAUGUGUGUAGAUCCGUUCUGGAAACCUAUCCUUAUUGAAGACUGCCCGAACAUUUGUGGAUUCUGCGAACUGGGAUGCUUCGACAGGGCACAUUUCUGUGCUCGGGAUGUCUCAAUUUGUUGGCACCCCGACAUGAUAGAAUUUGCCAAGGAAAACUGCAGGAGGACAUGCAAUUACUGCACAUUUACCGGCGACUGUGGUCCUGAUCAUCCAUACUGCGUACAUUGGGUCAGGAACAACUUCUGCAUCAACCCUUUCUACACGACGCAACAAAAAAGAACGUAUUGUCCUCGAAGUUGUAAAUUAUGCUAA
Cylicocyclus nassatus is the source of this 678-nucleotide messenger RNA. NCBI's taxonomy places the organism in Eukaryota, Metazoa, Nematoda, Chromadorea, Rhabditida, Strongylidae. The record is from the annotation of a GenBank genome assembly.